CUGCAGAAGGCCUUGAAUCACCCCACGAAAUGGAAGAGUCCUGAGACGCUAUGCUCUGAAGCCAUUGCUUGGUUACACGAGGUGGCUGGAUGAAACACGGUGCCGGCCUCAGACAUUUACUACAGCUCAGGGGCCCAGCAGCUCAUGAGAUAGACUGGGAAUUGUCGAUUCUGCUUUCGUUUCGACCUAUAUUUGUUAUGAAUGCUAUGUUCACCUGCCAGGAUUGCUUUUUGAAAGAGCCCCGAUGGCAAUCAGUGACUAAAUAUAAUGGUGCCGCGGCCCGCACUAUUGCCAACGUUAUAUUUGAUAAGGAAGGCGGGCACUUGAUCGACGAGUAUUUUCAACUACUGACCAAAAUUCCGUCUAUCCUAUGCCACGGCUACGCUCUUCGUGAAGUCAACAACCAUGGCAUCCAAGCAGACAUUGGAAAGCUAUUGCAUCUUAUAAAAGCCGCGAAAGAACUUUGCAGCAACUUCGAGGGGUGGUAUUCCAAGGUCGAACUUGUAAACCCAGGCCAACAGAAGUCUCCGCGGAAGACCCUCAGUCCAUAUACUUACCCAUCCUACAAUACGAAACACCGUGAAUGGGCUCUUUGCCCAUGGAUUACUGGCCGUUCAUGAUGAUCUUGCAGGAAUGCCUAAACUAGUGUCAUUGCCCCAUUGACUACACCGAGUUGAACCAACUGUUCAUGCAGAACAUAUUCAGAUCAAUCGAGACUGUCGGCGAGGAUAUGAUAGGAAGAUACUGAUGCGGCUACUCUGUCAGAAUUGCAUAUGAGUUCGCGAAUCACGAGACAAAAGAAUGGAUUGAGAUGUGGCUAGGUCGCUUCAGGAAAACAUAUGCCGGGGUCAGUCCAGAGGUAUUUCCCAAGUGUUGGGUGUUUUUGCAUACAAUAGGGUCAGUGUGAUCCCCUGAGCAGUGAAACACAUUUUACUCGGACAAGGGGAUGGCACCUUUGUGACAUGAGUUGCCACCCACUUAUAUAAGAAUUGUGCCUUGCCUGGGGGCUGCUGAAUCCUUCAAAUUAUAAUUGAAACUGUGUAAUAAUACGAAGG
Messenger RNA from Pseudomassariella vexata, 1055 nucleotides. RefSeq lists its product as uncharacterized. NCBI's taxonomy places the organism in Eukaryota, Fungi, Ascomycota, Sordariomycetes, Amphisphaeriales, Pseudomassariaceae. The record is from RefSeq and is a predicted model, not a curated record. Bases 90 to 620 code for a protein of 176 amino acids. The transcript is spliced from 3 exons.